This is a messenger RNA of Brassica napus (rape), 892 nucleotides long. Its product is annotated as cysteine--tRNA ligase 2, cytoplasmic. Gene Ontology annotation, molecular function: ATP binding; cysteine-tRNA ligase activity. The transcript is spliced from 5 exons. The coding region runs from base 209 to 670 and encodes 153 amino acids. Gene Ontology annotation, cellular component: cytoplasm. Gene Ontology annotation, biological process: cysteinyl-tRNA aminoacylation. Lineage: Eukaryota; Viridiplantae; Streptophyta; Magnoliopsida; Brassicales; Brassicaceae. The record is from RefSeq and is a predicted model, not a curated record.
UAAUCAGGAUACACAAGAGACGGCUCUUCUUCUCCUUCUGCUGUAGCUUCUUCUCCUUCUGCUGUAGCUUCUUCUCCUCUCGUGAUUCCGUGAUUCCUCCAAAAUGGAGUCACUUCUCCACACGUUUUCGUCUCAAUUAUCUCUCAGGCUCAGAAUAGACUGAUGAACAGCUUCUCCGCGAGACCUGACGAAGCCACCGACCUGUUUCAUGAAUCCAUUCUUCUCAAAGAGAAGAAGAUCGAUGAGGAAGGUGAUCUUCUUCCUGAGUUCGUUGAUGAUGAAGAAAGGAUGGUUUGAUCUAGCUAGUGCUCGACAUUCUAUGGGAACUUUACGUAUCAACAGCACUCUCUUAGACCUCAAGGAUCAUUCUGCGGCUUCAACAUUGCAAGUGACUGACCAAGAGGAGUAUUUGGUUGAUAUGGGUGCUCUCAACUGCCUCCUUCCCACCGACCAGCCUCGACUCAGCGAACAUAUGGAUGACAUCAUUAAGAUGAUUGAAAAGAUUAUUGAGAAUGAUUGUGGGUAUGUUAUGGAAGGAGGCGAUGUGUUCUUCUCUGUCGACAAAUCACUAGACUAUGGUAAGUUGUCAGGUCAGCGGAUGGAACAUACACGGGCUAGUGAGCGAGAAUCACUAGACUAUGGCCUUGGGAUGAAGAAUUUUCUUUGGUGAAUUGCAGAACUUUUAAGUUACGUGAUAUGUAUAGCCUUUGUAUGUUGAGUUUGAGACAUCAGCCUUUGUAGCAGGGUUUGAGUAUUGAUCAUAGUCUGAGAGCAAGAGAUACCAUCAAUUAUGCAUUAAUCAUGUUUUUCAUUUCCUUGUUUUUAAUGAAAGUGUAUUCACAAGAUCAAAUGUUACUUCUCAAGUUGUUUCAAUUUUUUUUAAGAACUUUUA